AUGUUGGGGUUCGGCUUCACGAGCCUGAGGGAUCUGGAUCGUUCAGAUGGUACGGUGGUGUUACAGCAAGCUGGGUACGAUGAGAACGCGCCGGCAGACAUUGUUCUCUAUCCGCAACCGUCGCCGGUCGACCCCAAUGACCCUCUUCGCUGGCCGCGAUGGAAGAAGCACGUAGCAUUCGCCUCAGUGUGCGCCUUUACAUUCCUGACAAACUUCGCGAUCGGAGGCUUGGCGCCAGCGUUCUACAUCCUCUCCAUCGAGUUCGAUAAGUCAUUGGAGGAGACCUCACAUCUGCUCCUAUAUCCCAUUCUGGUAUUGGGCGCGUUCAACUUCUUUUGGGUACCUGUCGCCAAUUACGUCGGGAAGAGGCCGGUCUUCGUAUUCGCCAGUGCGCUUCUAUGCGCGUGCUACGUAUGGGGCGCCAUGGCAAAUUCGUUCAAGAGUCUUCUGUGGAGCAACAUCAUCGCGGCAUUCGCGGGAUCUUCCACAGAAGCUUUGGGCGCAGCAAUUGUCAAUGACCUGUACUUCCUCCACGAACGAGGUGCCAAGAUGGGUAUCUACAUGAACGCAAUCGCAGGCGGCAACACAUUAGGACCAUUGAUCUGCGGCUUCAUUGUAACAAACCUCAGCUGGCGAUGGCAUAAGUGGAUCGCCGUGAUCCUGACUGCGCUGAACUUGCUCGCGAUAUUACUGUUGGUCCCCGAGACGCGAUACACGCGCGAAGUAAUCAAAGGCGUCGGUGUAGCCAUUUGUCCAUCGAGCGAUAAGAUUGUGAUGGCAGAUGAGAAAUACCUCCGGCCAAAGUCCAGUAACCCAAUUCUGUACCAGCAUGCAAAGAACUCAUGGAGACAAGAGUUGAGCUUAUGGAGUGGCGUUUCAGAGACGAGCCUGGUCAAGAUGUUCUUGCGACCGUUUCCGAUGAUGGUGUAUCCUGCGGUUAUAUACGCGUUUCUCUGCUACUCCAUAUCUUUGGUCAUUACGGUUGCAGUCAACAUUCUCAAUCCGUUUGUGCUUCAAGCACCACCGUACAAUUGGAGCCCGCAGAUCAACGGCCUCAUCAACAUUCCAGGAAUUGUGGGCAACUUGAUCGGAGCUUGGGCAGGGGGAAAUCUCGUGGACAUUUGGUGCAAGUGGCAAACGAGGAAAUUACUCGGCAUCUACGAGCCAGAGAGUCGACUCUACCUGGUAAUCAUUCCGCUUGUGAUCACGACAGCAGGCUGCCUCGUGUUCGGUUAUGGUGUGCAGAACAGUCUUUCGUGGGUGUCGCUCUUUUUCGGCUAUGGCAUGAUUUCGAUCGCGCUGACUGCCAUACCAACGAUCACAAUGGCAUAUGUAAGCGAUUGCGCGUUACCGGUCAAUUCGGACGUUCUAUUACUCGUGAAUGGGCUGAAGAACAUCGUGGCUUUCGGCUUCCUCUAUGGUGUGGUACCAUGGGUUGAAGAGGCGGGUUAUGUAAACAGCUUUGGUACCAUGGCCGGCGUCUUUGCUGGUAUAGUCGGUAUUGGCGCUGUAUCGCUGGUCAUCUGUGGCGCCACUGUACGCCAUACUUCAGCACAGUGGAGGGUCAUCCUAGAAUGA
Messenger RNA from Alternaria atra, 1578 nucleotides. RefSeq lists its product as uncharacterized. The transcript is spliced from 4 exons. Gene Ontology annotation, biological process: transmembrane transport. Bases 1 to 1578 code for a protein of 525 amino acids. Gene Ontology annotation, molecular function: transmembrane transporter activity. The record is from RefSeq and is a predicted model, not a curated record. NCBI's taxonomy places the organism in Eukaryota, Fungi, Ascomycota, Dothideomycetes, Pleosporales, Pleosporaceae.